GGCAGGGGGCGGGUUGAUGGCGCUUUUAUCUUUUAUAGGCGUAGGCGUUUGUCAAUCUUGCCUAAAUUACAAAAAUAAAAUGUGGAAAUAAAAACAUUUUAUUUACAAGGAUUAUCAACAAGUUAUUGUGGAAAACGGAGGUUGUAAAGCCUAGGUUACAUACGUUUUUAUAAUUAAUUUAGAUGCGUUGAGUGUUUGGUUGCUAAGUAACGUGAAAAGCGUCUGGCAAUAGGCGGGUCUUCAGAGAAGAGUUUAAUUUCUCAAAAUUACGAUUUACUAGCUUUGCAACUGCAGGCAGAAGCAGUAACAGGGCCAACGAAAGCAUGAGCCGGCUGUACGACACCGUGGAGCCCAGCGUGGUGGAUGAGCAGAUGCUUCAGAAGGCCGUGGAGGAGCAGGGACCCCAGGACCAGGCCGGGAGCAUCGCCAAGGAGGAGGGCAUCCAGUAUGGAGAGGUGUGCCAGCUGCGCCUGGACUACAGGAACAUCCUGAAGAUUGACCACCUGUGGCAGUUCACCGCGUUGACUAAGCUGCAGCUGGACAACAACAUCAUUGAGAAGAUCGAAGGGCUGGACUGCCUGACCAACCUGGUGUGGCUUGACCUCUCUUUCAACAAUAUUGAGGUGAUUGAGGGUUUGGACUCUUUGGUGAAGCUGGAGGAUCUAAGCCUGUACAACAACAGGAUCUCCGUCAUCGAGAAUAUGGACUCCCUUCAGCAGCUGCAGGUCCUUUCCCUGGGAAAUAACUGCCUGGCCCAGCUGGACAACGUGGUUUACUUGCGGAGGUUGAAGAGGCUGCGCACGCUGAACUUGGCUGGAAACCCCGUUCACAAAGAUGAAAACUAUAAGACCUUCAUCACAGCCUACCUGCCUAACCUGGUCUACCUGGACUUCAGGCUGCUGGAUGAGCAGACCCGCGAGGUGGCCUGCGUGCAGUACCAAUACGCCAUCGAGGAGAUGACGCAGAACGAGGCGCAGGAGGCGCAGACGCAGGCAGAGCUGCGCAGGCAGGCGGAGGAGCUGCAGCUGCACAAGGCUGCCUGUGUGGAGUUCCUGAACGGGUCCUUUCUGUUCGACAGCAUGUUCAUGGAGGACCCCGAGGCGGCCAAGCUGGCCUACCUGCCUGGAGUGGCCCAGCUCCUUGAUUCCUACAAGAGCCAGUUUGUGGCGUAUUGCCAGCAGGUGUUUGAGGUGGGGCUGGCACAACAUAAGAGGAGAGAGGCAGACGUCAGUGCGUUCUUCGACUGUGUCCACGAUGCCGUGAAGGACAACCAGGAGAGAGCCGCGCAGAAAGUGGCCACCUUUGAGAAGAGCAGAAGAGAGGUACUCGGUGAGCUGCAGCAGCUGUCGGACGCGAGGCUGCUGGAGAUGAGGCUGGCCGAGAGCAGUGAGGAGGUCAACCAGCUCUGCGACUGUCUCAUGACCCUGGAGUUGCAGCUGGUUGACCAGCUGGAGGACAUCAUCAAGGACUUUGAGAGGACCAUUUCAGACAUGGUGAACGGGUUCAUCGAGGUGGUGCAGGGGAUCUUCACCCAGUGCAGAGACCUAGAGAACAACCACCAUGAGAAGCUGCUGGAGAUCGCUGUAGCAACAUUAGAGAAAGUGGCCAAGAACGAGCUGGAGGAGGAUAUGCCUGAUGACGUGCGCAUGCUCUUUGUGGAUAAGGACACGGUCAUCAACGCAGUCAGCGCCUCUCACGACACACACCUGCUGAAAAUCGAUAACCGCGAGGACGAACUGGUGACCCGGAUCAAUGCCUGGACCGCCACGCUGGUGGAGAAGAUCCACAACCAAGAGGUGCAGAGAAACCGCAAGCGUGUCUCUGAGAUUCACAACUAUAUUGACUACCUGAAGGACCAGUUGGAUGACCUGGGUCUACAGGAGGCCCUGUAGGGAGAGAGACUGGGAAGCACAGUCAGAGGAAGGAAAAGGGACUUGGAAAGAUGCUGGGAGAGCACCAGGACACAGAGAGGACCUACAAGGGACAACAGAGGACCUGCAGGGUGUAAAAAUAGACAAGUGUUUUUUAAACAAAUUCCACAUUUCUUAUUUUAAUAUAUAAUAUGUGCACUGUGUAAAACACUUGUAUAAAAAAGCAACAUACCCCACCUCUGAGAAAAUUGGGUUAUCUUCCAUUUAAAAUAAUGAAACAUCACAGUUUAAGGAGAUUAUGGGAUUUGCAGUAAGUUUCAUGGCUGAAAACAAAAUCAGUGCCUGUACCCCGCCAAACUAGGUCAUUCUAACCUGCAUUUAAUAUCUAGUGUCUGUGCCAGACUAAGUACAAGCAAAAGAAAAACCUUACUUCAGGGAAAUGAAUCAACACAAAUGAAUCCUGUUUCUCUUAUUCAGACUGACCAUUUAGGAAUGCAUUACGGUACUAGUACCCCAUAGGCAUCGUUGACACUAAGGAUUACAAAGCACCCAGUUAGGGAAUAGAUGCUUUUAAUCACUGGUAAUUCACUUCUCUUGAAUUUUAUUUAGUUAGAUGCAGUGCACAUUUUCAAAUAACUCUCCCUCCCAGUUAAUUCCCUAUCUGCUUGAUAAAACAACAGUGCCACCUUCAGGUUAGAGAUGUAAUCUCCAGAACAACAGCUCCACAAAAAAAAAGUUUGUCAUAAUUUGUGUUUUAAUGGUGAAAUAAAAUACAAAUUCAUCAGA
This is a messenger RNA of Lepisosteus oculatus (spotted gar), 2657 nucleotides long. The record is from RefSeq and is a predicted model, not a curated record. NCBI's taxonomy places the organism in Eukaryota, Metazoa, Chordata, Actinopteri, Semionotiformes, Lepisosteidae.